AUGCGCCCCUCCCCUUGCGAUAGGGAUGUGGGCUGGCGCAAACCCCCACCCACCCCUGUUCCCUAUCUGAGUCCAACCUGCGAGUCAACCUUCCAUCUCCCUCCCGUCCCUCUCAUACACUGCCUCGCCCUCCACUCACUCACCUACACCUGCUUACCUGCCCAUUACCCUCCACCUGACCCGAACUUUCUGCUGGGUUGCAAUUCCUGCAACCCUCAGCUGCCUAUGCCUGCUCUCUUCUCUGGCCCCUCAUCCUCGGAGCCACAGCACUUCGACGAUGAGGACGAGGAUGAGGACGAGGAGGACGAGGAUGAGGACGAGGAGGACGAGGAUGAGGACGAGGAGGACGAGGAUGAGGACGAGGAGGACGAGGAUGAGGACGAGGAGGACGAGGAUGAGGACGAGGAGGACGAGGAUGAGGACGAGGAGGACGAGGAUGAGGACGAGGAGGAUGGCACGACAAUGACAACGACAAUGACAAUGACAAUGACAUGA
Messenger RNA from Cyclocybe aegerita, 495 nucleotides. Lineage: Eukaryota; Fungi; Basidiomycota; Agaricomycetes; Agaricales; Hemipholiotaceae. The record is from the annotation of a GenBank genome assembly.